GCGGAGAGCCGUCGAUGCAUUUCAGGGGGCUAGAAUAAUUUGGUCAUAAAUCGUUUGUUUUGACGAAGUUUCGACCUGACACGUGGUAUUCUGAUCAAAGAGGACUAUGUGGAGAGUGUUGGUCGGGAUUCCUCGAGCGAUCCGUCUCCAGAUACAGAGUAACAUCCGUCAGAGGCCCUCAUGCAUUGAUGAUGAGUAUAAAGCACAGUCUCCCUGUUACGAAGUAGUCCAUCGUCAAGCUUGUGGUGUUACAGUAACUCAUAGAUGUUCCUCCAGUGACAGUGGGAGUAAAAAUGACCAUGAACAACAAGGUCCUGAUAGAAAAGAAAGUGACUGGAGAAAGCCAAACUUUGAUUUCUGGAGUCAGUUGCAGUAUGGACGUAACAGUGCACUAGAAGCUGUUGGUUGGGGUACCGGGGUAGUGUUAGGGAUCCACCUUUCCAAACUCUCCCACGAUGGGGGAGAGUCAUGUGAAGGGAAGAGACCCUGCUGUCGUCUACUCUAUAAGAUAGCCCACACCUCACCCCAGCUCAGUAAAUCUGUCACCCACAAAGGUGUACAGACAUCAGGCUCAAAGUCUUCAGCAGAGGAGACACUUCAGGACAAGGCACAGAAACCAGGGGAGGGCCCCAAUGCUCUAGACCUAGUGUUCACAGAGUUUGAGGAUCUGUGUAGGAUGUACACAGCCACAGGCAAUAACAUUGCUGGCCUCCAGCAUGCUGCCCGGAAGAACAUGUCUGCUGCAGUUCACCACUGGAAGGAAGCCAGCAAGCUGGGCUGUGCUAAGGCACAGUUUAACCUUGGUCUGUGCUAUGAGUCCGGCAUGGGAGUGGAGCCAAACCUGGCAGAGGCAGUGAAGCAGUACAGUUUAGCAGCUGCCUCUGACCAUGCUGAAGCAGUGUAUAACCUAGCACUGGUGUACCUGCAGGGGGGACAAGGGAUGGAGCCCGACCCAGACAAGGGACUCACCCUCAUGAAUAAGGCGGCUAAACUAGGCCUGAGACAGGCUCAGACAUACCUGGGGGUACAUUACACCAGAGAGGAGAAUGAGGAUAUGACCAAAGCUGUCAAACUUUUCAAGGCUGCUGCUGCUCAAAAGGAUCCCGAGGCACAGUACUUCCUGGGGAUUUGCUAUGAGCAGGGUUGGGGCACGGAUCAGAAUGAGUGUAAGGCUGGUGAGUUAUACAGAGAGGCCAGUGCUGCAGGACAUGACGGGGCCAUGUAUAACCUGGGGGUGUUCCAUGAGUACGGUAUGGGAGGUCUUCCUGUGAAUGUGGAGGCCGCUACAGAGCUGUAUGAACAGUCAGCGAAGGCAGGGAAUGAGAAUGCCAGCCACAGUCUGGAGCGCCUCCAAGCAGAAGAUCUUUCCGCAGAAUGGAAGCGUCAGGAUUUAGCUCUGGAGAUCGGUGAACAGACCAUGAAGGAGCCCAAAAGUUAUCUAAGGUCUCCUGCCUCCUCCCCCUCCCUCACAGAGUUCCUUAGGGAUCACCUGGAGAGUCUCGUCCUGGAACCUACACCAAAGCCAGCCAAGUCCCCUUGGGUACACCUUCAGGGACUAGCCAACACAAUGUCCUAUGACACCCUGGACACAGGCUUCACCACACCCAAGUUCAGCCUAGGACAGCCUGACAAGACAAAGCCACCUCUGUACUACAAUAAUACUGGACAGGCCCCACACAACCCCCUAGGGUCAAUGCAUAGUAAACUGGGCAGGUACGCCCCUGACACAGGCUUCACUAUACCCAAGUUCAGCCUGGGACAGCCUGACAAGGCAGAGUCACCUCUGUACUACAGCGAUACAGGACAAGCACCACACAACCCUCUAGGGUCCAUGCACAGCAAGCUGGUGAGGCCGGCAUCCCUGUAUGACCUACGAGUUGCCUGCACCUGACAGCUGCCUAUACUGCCAGUUGUAUAGUGGUUUACCCUCCCAGGUGACUUGUGUUGGUCCCUUUGCUUGUAGAACUCAGCCAGUUUAGCAAACGAGUUGGACAAGGUCCCAUUUAUGGCCAGCUAACAUAUAUACCUCUUGAUGUUUAUCUUGGGCCUGUAUAAAUGUAAAGGUCUUCAGAGUUACUCUAUUCAGCAUUCCGAACAAUAGUUAAGUCUGUGAGACAUUCUUCACCCCUAGCCCUCAGGUAAUUUGGGCUCUCUUCAGCCAAGCAUAGCUAGGAGUUUUUGGAUGCAUGUACUGAAUAGAAUUGCUUCUCAAGAGAGAUCCUGGACAUAACAACUAAUAUCUUUGAGGUUUAAAGCAGCAUAAUGAUAGAAAAGCCCUGAAAUCCUCCAGUGUGGUGCAUGUUUGAUUUGAUUACCCAUGAUGGAUUAGGUGAGGCAUGUUGGAUCCAGAAGUGCUGUAUUGCUAGUUAUGCAAGGUAUGGUAAGCUUCCAUAGUAAGGCUGAGGAGAAGUAUUGUUUGGUCAAACAGUACACUGAAAAUAACUUGCAGAAUCAUUGAUAAGGAUGGACAUUAAAAUAAGUUAUUUUCCUGACUUGUAUUUCAUUGUUUAGGCCUUAAGCUUGCCCAUCUCCAAAAUAGCAUUCAUGUCUGAAUUGCAAAGUGUUUUAUUGUGAAUUGCCAUUUCCAGUUUGAAUUGGGCACCUUCCAUAAUAGUUAAACUAAGAUCUGAGUCAGUAUAGAAAAUGCCAUGCACCUGGUGUUAAACCAUAAAGCUCUGUAAUAUGCAGAGAAAGCCAGAAGCUAACUUGGAAGAGGUGCUAUUAGGACAAUGUCCUAUUGUUGAGAAGCCUGUAAAUUUCCAUAAAGAGGAAUAAUAAGGUACUUUAGUCGGAUCAUGGAAACCUUAUUCUGAUCUUGAAAUUCACACUAUUGCAUUUCAUAUGGAAUAUUUCAUUCUCUGUAAGUGAGUUACUGCUUCGUCGUCGUUUCCUCAGCACUUGAACUCCCUGAAGAACAAACCAGAUGUGAGGAAUAGCUGUUUCAUACCGCAGUAUAAUUGUACAGUUUUCUGUAUGGAUUGAAAGCAUUUAUGUAUGUGAUUUUUUUUAUAUAUCCCAGUUUUAACCAUGGGUGCAUAUUUUUGAUUGCAGUGACAACUAUAUACACGAACAUGUAGAUAAAUAAUGCCAGCAUUAUAAUUAUGGAUGGUCAAAUUAAAAUGUAUGAUGAGUUUAUACUGAAUGUGUAUUUGGGAAAAUGUGAAAUGACUGGUUGCACAUGUAUCUGAAUGUAUAGUAAAAUGUUAAGUCGUUGA
Molecule: messenger RNA, 3215 nt
Organism: Liolophura sinensis
Lineage: Eukaryota; Metazoa; Mollusca; Polyplacophora; Chitonida; Chitonidae
Product: DAP3-binding cell death enhancer 1-like
Exons: 10
Coding region: 107-1891 (594 amino acids)
Molecular function (GO): protein binding
Source: RefSeq, a predicted model, not a curated record